AUGGGUAAAAAAGGAAAAGUAGGAAAGGAUCGGCGAGAUAAGUUCUACAAGCUCGCUAAAGAAUCGGGCUACCGAUCGCGUGCCGCUUUUAAGCUCAUCCAGCUUAAUCGCCGCUUUGGCUUCCUGCAACAAUCGCAAGUAUGCAUCGAUUUAUGUGCCGCUCCCGGCGGAUGGAUGCAGGUGGCCAGACAGAACAUGCCCGUUUCGAGCAUCGUGAUUGGUGUGGAUCUGUACCCGAUAAAAAGCGUGCCUGGCUGUAUAAGUCUUAUCGGCGACAUUACUAGCGACAAAACUAAGUUAGAUCUGGCAAAAGAGCUGAAAACGUGGAAAGCCGACUUGGUGUUGAACGACGGUGCGCCGAACGUGGGUAAAAACUGGUUGCACGAUGCUUAUCAGCAGGUCUGUCUGACGCUCAGUGCCGUCAAAUUGGCCACACAAUUUCUACGCCCUGGUGGGUGGUUCAUCACGAAGGUAUUCCGUUCGAAGGAUUACAACGCACUGAUUUGGGUGCUGAAGCAGUUGUUCCGCAAGGUGCACGCCACUAAGCCGUCGGCGUCGCGUAAGGAAUCCGCCGAAAUAUUCGUCGUCUGCCAGUACUACAAGGCGCCGGAUAAAGUCGAUCCUCGCUUUCUCGAUUCAAAGUAUGUGUUCGAGGAGCUCGAUGUCCAACCGACGGAUAUUUCUUCGAACAACAUUCUCAAGCAAUUGGAGCGCAAAACGGUGAAGAAACCGAAGGUUGAGGGCUAUGAGAGCACAGACGUUCGACAGAUCGUAACUGCUAUGGAGUAUAUGCAACACGAGAAGCCUCUCGCGCUACUGACGCGUGCAACGGAAAUUACGUUCACGCCUGCCGACGAAGCCAUUGCGAAGCAUCCGCGUACGACAACGGAGCUGAAAGAAUGCUGUAAGGACAUCAAGAUCCUUGGCCGAAAGGAUAUCAAGGAGCUGCUUCGGUGGCACAAGUUGCUAAGCAGCGAAUUUAGAAAGCCAUCUGAAGAGGUAAUGGAAAAGUCAAGCGAUAAGAAAAAGAAACGCGUUGAGGGAGAUGAGGACUCGGAAGAGGAGGAAGACGUGGCAGAGGAUAUUGUAGAGUUGAAACAGCUAGAGAAAGAAAUCGCCGCUCUGCGUAACGAGGAGGACCGUAACUCGAAACGAAAGCGCAAGAAGACUAAUAAAGAACGUACGAAGUUGAAUGAAAAGCUCAGCCUGAAGAUGGUCAUCAAGGGUGAUGCGGGACCGACGGAAGAGGGCGAUGAUAUGAUAUUUGCAUUGAAGGACGUUGCCACCAAGCAGCACUUGGAAAACAUACUGGACCAGCCGCCGGACAUCGUUGCCGAAGAAUCAUCGGAAGACGACGAAGAAGAAGAUGUCAAAUACGUACGGUACGAUCGUGAAACGAAAGGGGAUCUGUAUGAGGACGAAAAAUUGCUCGCGGCAGGAUCGGACAGUGGGUCGGAUGUAGAUUCGAACUUUGAUGAGAAGGGUCUAGCGUUCGACUCUGAUGAGGAGGAGUUAAGCUUCGAUGAGGAUCUGGACCAGCCUGAUCUGUCGGAUGAUGAGAACCGUAAUCCGUUAAUCACCGAUCUGGACUAUCGCAAUAAAACCGACAAAAGGUUGCAAAAGGCUCAGCUGUGGUACGAACAGGAAGCUUUCCAAAAGCACAACCUCGCUGCAAAUGACGAGGAGGUGGACUACGACAUGGACCAGCUGAUCGAUGCGUACAAGAAGGCUGGUGUGAAAGUGAUCGGAGCCGAUAAAGAUGAAAAGGAUGGCGAGAAGGAAUCGCUGGGUAAGAAAGCACGCCGGCGGGCACGUCAUGAUCUAGACAAUGAAGAACCGUCGAGUGAUGAGAGCAGCUCGUCGGACGAGGAGGAUGAAAAGCUAAAAGCAAAGGUAGGAACGCUAGUUCACAACACAGUGGAGAAAGUAUCCGAUAAGAACGGUGGAUUCGAGAUCGUUUCUUCUGAGAAGGUGCGCAAACCGAAAAAAAUAAAGCUGAACGAGAAGGAGUUGGCGCUUGGACAGAUGCUCGUGAUGGGAAAGAAGAUGCGGCGUGACAUCAUGGACAUGGCGUACAAUCGGUACAUGUUCAACGAUUCCAACCUACCGGAUUGGUUCGAGGCCGACGAACGCAAGGCGAUGAAACGCGAUCUUCCGGUACCGGAGGACGUGGUCGACAGUUACCGUAAGUCCAAGGAAGAAUUCAACGUGCGUACGAUCAAGAAGGUGAUGGAGGCAAAGGCGCGUAAAAAGCGCCACGCGACCAAGCGCCUGGAAAAAAUCAAGAAAAAGGCCGAAACGAUCAUGGAGAACGUGGAUAAUACGAGCCAGGAAAAGAUUCGGCUGUUGAAGAAACUCUAUAAGAAGGCGGAUGCCAAGAAGAAGGACGUGACGUACGUCGUGGCCAAGAAGACGGGAGUUAGCGGUAAGAAGGUUCGUCGUCCAAAGGGUGUGGAAGGACGGUUCAAGGUAGUCGAUCCACGUAUGAAGAAGGACCGGCGAGCGGAAAUGGCAAAGGAAAAACGCGCCCAAAAGCACGGCAAAGGCAAGGGCAAAGUGAAGACAGGCGGUGGCAAAGGUGGUGGAAAAGGCGGUGGAAAAGGCGGUGUUAAAGUCGGUGGCAAAGCUGGUGGUCGAAAGAAGUAA
Anopheles nili is the source of this 2646-nucleotide messenger RNA. RefSeq names its product pre-rRNA 2'-O-ribose RNA methyltransferase FTSJ3. Gene Ontology annotation, cellular component: nucleus; nucleolus; preribosome, large subunit precursor. Gene Ontology annotation, biological process: rRNA methylation; maturation of LSU-rRNA from tricistronic rRNA transcript (SSU-rRNA, 5.8S rRNA, LSU-rRNA); maturation of 5.8S rRNA from tricistronic rRNA transcript (SSU-rRNA, 5.8S rRNA, LSU-rRNA). The coding region runs from base 1 to 2646 and encodes 881 amino acids. NCBI's taxonomy places the organism in Eukaryota, Metazoa, Arthropoda, Insecta, Diptera, Culicidae. The record is from RefSeq and is a predicted model, not a curated record. The transcript has 2 exons. Gene Ontology annotation, molecular function: rRNA (guanine) methyltransferase activity; rRNA (uridine-2'-O-ribose)-methyltransferase activity.